Closterium sp. Yama58-4 is the source of this 9696-nucleotide messenger RNA. Lineage: Eukaryota; Viridiplantae; Streptophyta; Zygnematophyceae; Desmidiales; Closteriaceae. The record is from the annotation of a GenBank genome assembly.
AUGCCUGCUAUGGUGUGGCAUCAUAGAAUGACAUUCAUUCGGGCUGGCAUUGCAUUGGGAUUAUCGCACAGAAGAGGAGUUGUGAAUGUGUUCGACUCGUUCUCCUCAUUUCGAGUCCCGGCUGAGCUUUUCUCUAGGAGCCAGAGAGCACUCAUAGACAUGGAUAUCGACGAAUAUUUGAGCGAUGAUGAGAACUUCAUUCCUCUCACGAAGAAGAAGGCUGCACCGAAAGCUGCGGCGAAGAAGGCCAAGGAACCUCUUCAGCUCAGCACGGCAGCAAACAUCAGCAAGGGAAGGACAAUUGAGCAGACAUACCAGAAGAAAACUCCGCUAGAACACGUCCUCCUAAGGCCAGACACUUACGUCGGAUCAGUUCAGAGCCACACGCAGACCUUGUGGGUCUACGAGAAUGGCAGAAUGGUACAUCGCGAGGCGACCAUCGUCCCUGGCUUGUACAAGAUCUUCGACGAAAUUCUCGUCAACGCCGCCGACAACAAACAGAGAGAUCCCUCCAUGGACUUGCUCAAAGUGACCAUUGAUCCUGAAAAAAACAUGAUUAAGGUGUGGAACAACGGCAAGGGUGUACCGAUCGAGAUUCACGCGGACGAGAACUGCUACGUCCCGGAAAUGAUCUUUGGCCAUCUCCUCACCAGCAGCAACUACGACGAUACAGAGAAGAAGACGACAGGAGGUCGGAAUGGUUAUGGUGCUAAGCUCGCUAACAUAUUCUCCACGGAAUUUGUCAUCGAGACGGCAGACGGCGAACGCAAGGAACAAUAUCGCCAGGUUUUCAACGACAACAUGAGCAAGAAGUCGGAGCCUGAGAUCACGAAAACCAGGUCCGGAGAAAGCUGGACGUGUGUGACGUUCUACCCAGACCUGGCCAAAUUCAAGCUGACACAUCUUGAUGCUGAUCAUGUGGCUCUCAUGAGCAAGCGAGUGGUUGACAUGGCUGGAGUUCUCGGGAAGACUGUCAAGGUCGAGCUGAAUGGGAGCAAGAUUGCUCUCAAGAGCUUCCAAGAUUACGUCGGACUUUAUCUUGACUCGUCCAAGUCUGGUGGCGAAGUCCCUGGACCACUGCCCAAGAUUUACGAGAAGGUCAACGACAGCUGGGAGGUUUGCGUUUCACUAAGUGACGGCCAGUUUCAACAGGUCAGCUUCGUCAACAGCAUUGCGACAAUCAAGGGUGGCACCCAUGUCAACCUUGUGGCGGACCAACUUACCAAGUUUCUCAUAGAGAAGGCCCAGAAGAAGGCAGGGAAGGGUGCAUCUGCAAUCAAGGCACAUCAAGUGAAGUGCCACUUGUGGGUCUUUGUGAACUCGAUGAUAGUCAACCCGGCGUUCGAUUCACAAACUAAGGAGACUCUCAAUACACGAGCAAGCGAGUUUGGCUCGACGUGCAAGCUCCCAGAUAGCUUCCUCCAGAAAGUUGCAAAAUCGGGUGUGAUCGACAGCAUUCUCUCCUUCGCAACCUUUAAGGCGAACAAGGAUAUGAAGAAGAGCGAUGGGAGCAAGAAGCAGCGGCUCACAGGAAUUUCCAAGCUGGACGAUGCGAAUGAUGCAGGUGGACGCAAUUCCGAGCAGUGCACCCUGAUUCUUACUGAAGGAGACUCUGCGAAGGCUCUUGCUGUGAGCGGCUUGAGUGUUGUUGGUCGCGACAAGUACGGAGUAUUCCCUCUGCGUGGGAAGCUUCUGAACGUCAGGGAUGCCCCUGCCAAGCAGUUAACAGACAAUGCAGAGAUCACCAACAUCAAGCAGAUCAUGGGGCUUCAGCAGGGAAAGCACUAUGACAACACCAAGUCCCUGCGAUAUGGUCAUUUAAUGAUCAUGACUGAUCAGGACCACGACGGAUCUCACAUCAAGGGCCUCCUCAUCAACUUCCUUCACGCCUUUUGGCCAUCACUUCUGAAGCAACCCAACUUCUUGCUGGAGUUCAUCACGCCCAUCGUCAAGGCUACUGGUCCCCGUGGAAAGGUUCUUUCCUUUUACACCAUGCCCGAGUACGAGUCAUGGAAAGAAUCUCUUGGAGGAAUCACAAAGGGGUGGUCCAUCAAGUACUAUAAGGGUCUGGGAACAAGUACACCGAAGGAGGCAAAGGAGUACUUUGCAGCCCUUGAUCAGCACCGGAAAAGUUUUGAGUGGAGAGGAGAAGAGGAUGGCGAAAGCAUUGAGAUGGCGUUUAGCAAGAAGAAGGUGGAAGAGAGGAAGACCUGGCUGCGCAAUGUGGAGCCUGGGACUUUCCUGGAUCAGAGUGCCAAGUCGAUCAGCUACAGCGACUUUGUCAACAAGGAGCUGGUUCUCUUCUCGAUAGCUGACAAUCUGCGAUCCAUUCCAUCUGUCAUGGAUGGCUUUAAGCCUGGCCAGAGGAAGAUUCUCUUCAGUUGCUUCAAGAGGAAGCUGAAAAGUGACGUGAAGGUUGCACAACUGGCUGGUUACAUCUCAGAGCACUCGGCGUACCACCAUGGUGAAAUGAGCUUGAUGACCACCAUCAUUGGUCUCGCCCAGGAUUUUGUGGGCAGCAACAACAUCAACCUGCUGGUGCCAAGUGGCCAGUUUGGCACCCGCCUUCAGGGAGGGAAAGAUGCUGCAAGCCCCCGUUACAUCUACACCAGGCUGCAUAAGCUCACAAGGAUUCUUUUCUCUGAGGUGGACGAUGCCCUUCUGGACUUCCUGAACGAAGACGGACAGAAGAUUGAACCAACAUGGUAUCUCCCUAUCCUACCGAUGGUCCUCGUCAAUGGAAGUGAAGGGAUUGGGACUGGAUGGAGCUCCUACGUGCCAACGUUCAACCCUCGCGACAUUGUUGACAACCUCAAGCGGCUGAUGAGGGGAGAGGAGAUGGAGCCGUUGCACCCCUGGUUCCGUGGCUUCAAGGGAACUGUGGAACACAACAGCAACAAAGAUGGCCGGAAUUACAUCGUGACUGGAACCAUCAACAAGGUCAGCGACACUGUUCUGGAGAUCACGGAGCUGCCCAUCCGGACCUGGACGCAGAACUACAAGGAGUUCCUGGAGGGGAUGAUGGUUGUGAAUGACAAGAACAAGGAGCCAUUCAUCAAGGACAUGCGGGAGCAUCACACUGACACCACUGUGCAUUUUGAGGUCCACUUGUCGCCCGAGGGAAUGGCGACCGCAGAGGCUGAAGGACUGAUCAAGCGCUUCAAGCUGACGGCAUCAGUAGCAACCAGCAACAUGCACCUCUUUGACAAGGAUGGGAGGAUGAGGAAGUACGAAACUCCGGAAGAAAUCAUUGAGGAGUUUUAUCACAUUCGGCUGGAGUACUACAGGAAGAGGAAGGAUAUUCAACUGGAGCAACUUCGAAAUGAGCUCAUCAAGCUGGACAACAGAGUGAGGUUCAUCCUUGCAGUUGUGCGUGGAGAGAUCAUUGUCAGCAACAGGAAGAAGGCGGAGCUUCUGGCUGAACUCAAGGAGAAGAAGUUCGCACCCUUGCCGAAAGGCAAGGCCAGCUCGAGCAGUGGUUCGUCCACAGCCGCAGAUGAGGAGGGUGACGAUGAGGGGGAGGAGUCGGGUGAAGAGGAAGGGGGCUCGAAGGCCAAGAAGGGGGGCGAUGGUGGCUAUGACUAUCUCCUUGGCAUGCCACUGUGGAGUUUAACCCUGGAGAGGGUUCAAGAGCUGCUGAGGGACCAGAAGAAGAACCAAGACGACCACGAUGCUCUGUUGAAGACGGAGCCCAAGGACCUCUGGGAGAGAGACCUGGACAUGUUUCUUGAGGAGCUUGAGGUUGCGGAGGAGGAGGCGGCUCAGGAGAAGGCCAAGGAGGUAGCAGGCAAGCCUGGCAAGGGGAAGGGUCGUGUUGCCAAGGCUGUGGCCGCGAAGCCGAAAAGGGCACAAAAGAAGGCUCAGGUCUUCAGUGAUGAGGAGAUGGAUUUCAUCUCAGACUCAGAUGAUGACUUCAUGGAAGAUGCCAAGGUGAGGCGAGGAAAGGGCGCUGCCGCUGCUGCAGCAAAGCCGGCAGUAGUGGCUGCUACAACAAAACCACAGGCAUCUGUGCCUCUAGUUCAGGCACCAAAGCCGGAGGUGGUGAAACCUGCUCCCAAGUCGAAGCCUGCCCCUAAGCCAAAGGCAACGGCUGGAUCUGAUUACGACAGCGAUGAGGACUUUGGAGGAGGUACCCUCAGGGAGAGGCUUGCAGCCAUGGCAGCGAAGAUGUCACUGCAAGAAAAACCUUCAGAGUCCACAGCAGAAGUGAAGCCAGCAGCUUCCAAGAAAGAACCUGCCAAGAAGGCCGCAGCAAAAAGACCUGCCGCCAAGAAAAUGGAGGAGAAGGUGGAGAAACCAGCUCUUGGUGAUCAGUUUGAGUUCUUUGAUGAAGUGGACAUCAAGUCCCCCGUGAAGGAGCCUGUGAGCAAGGUGCAAAGAAUGCGUCCAUCCCCAUUUAGCAAGAAGAGUGGCAUGCCAGCAGUUGCAGCAGCAGAAGGUCGUGCCCAUCUCUCCCGUGGGGCCCAGAAGAAGAUGGCUGUGGUGCUCAGUGAUGACAGCGACGAGAGUGAGGAGGAGAGCGAGGAUGAGUUCCAGGACUUUAGCGAGGAGGAGUCCACCUUCCUUCGUUGCUGCCGUCCAUCGCACCUCAAAAUGUCGGUUCCCGACGAAGCCACACUUAUGUCAGCGCUACGUCAGCACCUUCCCGUGGAAUCCGGGAAGUUUCGCGUUGCGCGGGAUUCGCGCGUAGGAUUGGUGAUAGUGGAUGAGGUCAACGGCUUCUGCACUCCUGGCGCGGGGAAUUUGGCUCCGCCAGUGAGAGACGAGCAGAUAGAGAACAUGGUGUCUCGUACAUCCUCGCUGGCCAAUGACAUGCUGACACGUGGCAUGCCUGUACUGGCCUUUCUAGACACCCACGAGGCAGACAAGCCAGAGCCGCCGUACCCCCCUCACUGUGUGCGAGGCACAGGGGAAGAGAAGCUGGUAGAGGCCCUGGCGUGGCUUGAGAGGGAAGCAAGCAGGGGAGGAGAAACCGCUGCAGCAGCUCCAGACACCGAUGGGCGCGCGACUAGAGGCAGUGUGACUCUAAUGGAGAAGGACUGUAUCAACGGGUUUGUGGGCGGCAUACAAGCAGAUGGGACAAACGUUGUGACACAAUGGGCGAUCAAGCAUCAACUGGAACAUAUUAUUGUGGUUGGCAUAUGUACAGACAUUUGCGUCAUGGAUUUUGUGCUGACCGCGCUUUCUGCCCGAAACCAUGGGCUGUUCGGGCAGCAGCUGAAAGAAAUUGUGGUGGUUGCUCCUGCCUGCUCCACAUAUAACCUUCCCCGGCCUGUUGCUGAGACCCUUGGGAGGGGCGCCACUGCAUCACAUCCUCAGGAAGCCACCCAUCACUUGGGUCUCUAUUUCAUGCAUUCUAGGGCGAUGGGAUCGGCGCGCUUUUCCGCGAUCCCGCUCGCUCUUCUGUGCUGCGUUGCCGCCUUGCAUCUCUCGCCUGCUGCAGGAGCGGACGAUGAGCCAAUUAUAGUGCCGGAGAUGAUGGAGGGCGCGGAGGUGGUUCCCAAGGGCCCCGACGCGGAAGAUGCAGUGCUGCUGGACCGACUGAUGGAGAUGGGAAAUGCUCUUAGCGAGCAGAUGGAGAAAGGGUUGGCGAUAGCAGAGGGAGCGGAGGCGGAUCUGGUGGACGAGGUGGAGAGGAGCGUGGGACUGGUAGAAGCCAUGGCAGCCCAGGCCAACGCCACCCUGUCGGAGCGGGCCAUGAUUAUGGCGCAGGCAUUACUGCAGCAGGUGGAGCAGGCAGAGGCGAUCAUUGGCAAGCGCAUGGCAGCAGGCAGCAGCGUGGCCUCUGUAACGUCAGCUCGAGAAGGCAUACUCGCUACAGUACCACUUGAUAAGAGCAUAAAACGCUCCGACCUAAACGACACAUUUCUCAACUAUCAUAAAACGAACUACCCCGGGCAAGUGAAACUUCGCUGCAUGGGCGAACCCUGCCCGAACUUCGGCUCCUGCGGGGACUCCUUCCCAACCGUGCGCGCCUGCUUCCGCCCGGAAUUCGCCGACGAAAUUUACUACCGCCCGGACCAGCCGGAAAACUGCCCGAAACUGUCGCACGCGAAUGAGUCCGGGGAGCUUGGGGCCGAUCCGAGAUGUACUCACAAGACGGACCACCACUGGCACGAUGCGAUGGUGUUUCAGCUGUUUGCGCUGCGCGGCAUGUUCAUCAACGUCAAUGGGCUUGUCUUCAACCGCUCCCUCCACUUCGACCGCCACGGGUGCUUCCGAGACCUUGAGUUUGACUACAAGGCGGGGGAGGCGCAGGUGAUGAAGCUGCACCGCGUGGUGUCUCUAGCGUACAACCACGCGGUCGCCUUCUAUCACUCCCUCGUGGAGUUCUUCCCACAAUUCCUCAUGCUAGCUGAUCUGCUGCGCGCCAAUCCAGACAUCCCCAUCCUCUUCCGCCGCAGCCAGCUGGCCUUCUACAACGAGAUGGUGAAGCACCUGGUGGGGCUGGAGACGACUCAGAUGAACCUCAUAGUGGUGGAGGACACUCACCGCUCCAAGCUCAUCCACGCUGAUGUCGUCUAUCAGCCCGUGUACCAGGGGUGUGGCAAGCCCAGUCCCAGCCUGUGGCGCCACCUGCGCCUCAACUACCUCCUCCCUCCCGACGGCCUCCCGCUCUUCUCCUCCCCCUGGCGCCUCCGCGCCCACUCCCCCGGCCCGUGGUCCGACGCGCGCGCUGCUGUGCUGCCAGCGAACUGGGUGGUGGUGAUGGCGAGGCGCCCGGGGAACACGAGGAAGAUGGUGGGGUUUGAGGGGCUGCUGGCGGCUGUAGAAGAGCUUUUCGGCAAGGAGAGGGUGGUGAUUUUCAACGGCUCAAUACCUAUCCUGGAAGCCAGGGCGCUGUUCAACCGGGCAGCAGUCUACAUAGCAUCGCACGGGGCAGCCAUGGCCAAUCUGGUCUUCAUGCCCUCCGCCUCCUGUGUGCUUGAGAUCCGCCCUCGGGAAUACCUCAACGCCUGCUACCACCACCUAGCUUCCGCCUCCCAGCAGAAAUACUUUCUAGUUUUCGGGAACGGCACCAAGGACACCCCGCUUGAAUUUCACCUGUUCGACGUGCUGCCCGUGCUGAAAACUAUUCUGGAUUAUACCUUGAAGAGGGUUCGGGAGCAGGAAGAGGAUCCUUUGUUGGAGGAAGGGAGGGAGUGGGUGGAGAGAUUAGCAGAGGGAGGAGGGAAGAGCGCGAGGGAGAUGGGGUUUGUCACUCCUAUUAACGAAGGGGAGGUGAAGGAAGGGACGCUGCCCGAAGAUUUUAUCCGGGCAGAAAUGGACAAUUUGCACCUCAACAUCGGCUCGACGCACUCCCCGAAUAUGCUUUCCCUCGAGUGCCCGGGCAACUCCUGCCCGGAUUUCUCGGGCAGCUGCCAAAUACGGCCGGAUGCGUCUGCGUGCACGCCAGCCGCAGGAUGGAGGGACGAGGGGUUUCCGAAGCCGCCCGUGCCGGUGAACUGCCCGAAGGAGGACCGAUCGCACAUGGGGCCCGAGGGGAGAAAUGGGAGCUGCACCCAUGCUGCUGACUUCUUCUGGUUCGAAUGGCAAAUAUUUCAGGUUUACAAGCUGCGCAACGUUUACAUCAACGACGAGGGGCUCAUGUUCAACAAGACAACACAUUUCCACCGCGAGGGCUGCAACUGGGACAGCGAGUUUGAGUACAAGAAGGGAACGAAGAUAAAGAAGAUCAAGAGGGUGGUGAACCUGGUGUACCGGCAGGCCUCCUCCUUCUACCACGGGCUCAUCGAGUGGAUCCCUCAAUUCCUCCUCCUCGCCUCCACUCUCCACACCGCGCCCACGCUUUCUCUGCUCGCUCACGCUGGCCAGUGGGACUUUUAUGAGCAUGUGGCACAGCCGCUGCUGGGCAAGGACCUCUCGAAGAGCACUCUUCUGAACAUCAGCGAUGGAGAGAUCUACUUUGCAGAGGAGGUGUAUGUGCCGCUGUAUCAAGCAUGUGGCAAGGCCAGCCCGUCCUUUUGGACAGACUUUCGCCACCGCUUCCUCCUGCCGCCCAAAGGCCUGCCAGUCUUCCGCGGCAACCAAUGGGACGUGCGCCACGUCAGCGCACUCGAUUCCAAAACCGCCUCCGUGGUGCCGCCUGAUUGGCUCGUCGUGGUCGCCCGCCGCCCGGGCGUCAAGAGGGCUCUGGCGAAGUUUGACGAGCUGCUGGAGUCUAUAAAGAGGAUAUUCGGCCACACGCGCGUGCAAGUGUUUGAUGGGUCGCUGCCCAUCCUCCAGGCACAAAAACUCUUCCGGCGGGCCCGGCUGUUCGUAGCGGCCCACGGGGCAGCCAUGGCCAACAUGGUCUUCAUGCCAGCCAACGCUACAGUGCUUGAGAUUCGCCCCGAUAAGUACGAGAACGCGUGCUAUCACCACCUGGCGUACGCAUGCGAGCUGCGGUACUAUCUGACGUUCGGCAAGGGGGACUUUGAAAGCCAGGUUCAGGCUGACUUGGGGGAGGUUUCUGGCAUCUUGCAAGGGAUCAAGGAUGGGUUUGCUCCUCUGCCGGGUGAAGAGCACCCGGAAUUCACCAUGGCGACGCACAAAACAGCAGUCUUAGCUGCUGCCUUCGCUCUCUUGUUCGCGCUACAAGCCUUCGCGGAUCCCGCACCCGACCCUCGCCCUGCGAAGUGCGACUACUCGGUGGGGAAAUGGGUGAAGGCGGUGAAUCAGCCGAAGCGAUACUCGGGCAUAGGUUGGGAGCCCAACUACUGCAAGUACAUUCGCAGCGGCUUCAACUGCGAAACCAACAACCGCCCCGACCAGCUGUAUCAGCAGCUGCGCUGGCAGCCGGAAGGUUGCGACCUCAGUUAUGUUACCGCGGAGGAUUGGGGAUUCCUCAUGAAGGGAAAGAGGAUGCUUAUGGUGGGGGACUCCAUAACGAACAACGCGUAUCAGUCGCUGCUCUGCCUCAUCAGCUCGGCCGACAACAAGGGAAAGCCGUUUGACGACGACAGUGCGCCCAAAGGUCUGAGAGGCGUUGAUUUCCCGACGAUCGACUUUUCUCUGCACUUCUACUUCUCGCCCUACCUCACGCAAGCUGAGAGGCGAAAGCCCCUCGCCAACCAGACGGGCACGCCUGGUUACAAGGUUAACAUCACGACAAUCGACCCGGUCGUUCAGUACCUCGUUGCGUAUUACGACGUGGUCGUGUUUUCGACUGGUGUGUGGUGGUCGCAAAAUUAUCCGGGCAGUCCGAAGCAGCCCGACCAGUAUUACAUUCAGGGCGCUCCCGCGAACAUCAGCAACGUCAACGCGCAGUGGUACGCCGUAAAAUCCUGGGCGAAUUUCCUCGAUCGAAUUGAAUACCCCGGAAUGCCCUAUUUCCUGAGCUACUCGCCCAAGCACGGCCCAGUUCAGCCAACUGAUCCCGGGGAGGGUUCUUGCGGCGCGACAAGACCGAUGCAGUGGGAUGAGGCGAUGGAUGAGUACAGUAACCUGACUGUAGCUGAGGAUUAUUACAAGUCUCAGAAGAACGCUCUGCGCGGGUCGUUGUUCCGCUUUGUGCGUGUAACGAGGAUGAGUGAGACGAGGCCAGAGGCUCAUCUCGGCAUGUGGAAUCAAAUCCAGCCAGACGUUUCGGCAGCGUUCAAGACCCCCGAUAAGGGUGAUUGUACGCACUGGUGUCUUCCUGGGCUUCCCGAUUCGUGGAUGGAUAUGCUCUACAGUCAAAUGCUGCUGGAACCGCUGCUGCUUACACCAAAUUAG